AUGGUGCUUUGGUUUAUAAGUGCAUGUUUCAUUCCAGAAAUGAGUAACAUGGAGCUGGUUAAAAAACUAGCAGGUGCUUGGAAGGAGUUACCAGCAUCACAGAAGCAGGUUUAUGAGAACGCUAGAAAGACAGACUGGCAAAGGUAUGUGGAGCAGUUGACGGCGUAUAAAGCACAGCUAACUCCGGCCCAGGCUGCAGCUUUGAAAGAAGAAAGGAGAAAACGACUGGCAAAAAGAAGAUCAUUCAGGGCAAAAAGAGAACUGACUGUGCUUGGAAAACCUAAAAAACCUCGUAGCGGCUUUAACAUUUUUGUGUCAGAAAACUUUCGAGAAUGUGAGGGAGCUACACCUGUGGCAAAGCUGAAGCAAUUAUAUGACACAUGGCGAAAACUGUCCAGUCCUCAAAAGCAGCCAUACCUGCAGCUUGCUGAAGAUGACAAGGUUCGGUAUGAAAACGAAAUGAAGUCGUGGGAAUCAAAAAUGGUUGAACUCGGACGUGAAGACCUGAUACGUUCCAGAAGGCAAAAGCCAAAAAAGAAAACUGCUGAAACUACAAAGGAAGCUGGAAAAGCCAAAGCUUCCUCACAUGAAAAAAAGGCAAAAUUAAAGUUGAAAAAAUCAGAAGAAUAA
Antrostomus carolinensis (chuck-will's-widow) is the source of this 630-nucleotide messenger RNA. RefSeq names its product transcription factor A, mitochondrial (gene TFAM). The record is from RefSeq and is a predicted model, not a curated record. The coding region runs from base 1 to 630 and encodes 209 amino acids. NCBI's taxonomy places the organism in Eukaryota, Metazoa, Chordata, Aves, Caprimulgiformes, Caprimulgidae. The transcript has 6 exons. Gene Ontology annotation, biological process: regulation of transcription by RNA polymerase II.